Molecule: messenger RNA, 990 nt
Organism: Cylindrotheca closterium
Lineage: Eukaryota; Bacillariophyta; Bacillariophyceae; Bacillariales; Bacillariaceae
Source: the annotation of a GenBank genome assembly
AUGUCGGGAAGAAAACGAACCUCCACAAGCGUACAAAGUGGGAGGAAAAGGGUCCGCAUCGGAACUGCCGUCAAAGUAAAAGCAGAUCCAGCAGCAGCAGCAGCAGGAGAUGCUACUACUGCCGUGGACACCACGAAGGUUUCCCAAGCCAGUGUCAAGGCACGUUUCGAGGCCCUCUUGAAUGAGCCCCAAUACAAGAAUGGUGCUCCCAACAAGGUGAUUCAAGAGAAUUUUGCAACUAAGGAGGAGCAGAAAUAUUUGGUGGAAACCAUCAAUGAAUUAUCCAGAGGGUCCCGACUCACAAUGAGCAAAAUGGACAAUCAGCUCUUUUACACGAUAGUGGAUGAAGAGGUAGCCCAAAAGUAUCAGGGAUUGGAUGCCAAUGACCGAUUAGUCUUGCAAGUAAUUGAAAAGGCUGGUAACAAGGGAAUUUGGACCAAAGAAAUUCGGUUGCAGACAAAUAUGCAUCCACAACCACUCAACAAAAUUUUCAAGCACCUCGAGCAAAGACGUUUGAUCAAACCAGUAAAGUCCGUCAAUGCCAAGGCGAAGAAGUUGUACAUGUUGUACGACUUGAGACCGUCCAAGGAAAUUACUGGUGGUGUAUGGUACAGCGGACUGGAAUUCGAUCACGAAUUCAUUUCCGAGUUGCGAACCUUUGUCAUUCAAUGCAUCAAGAAACUUAAUGAUGGCAAAGGAGUGACUAUGACGGAAAUUAAACUAAAGAUGAAACAAGUGAAGGUAUCCAAAGUGGAGCUUACAAUAGAAGAAGUUCAACAAUUGGUGCAGACACUGGUGUAUGAUAACUUGAUUGAAGAAGGUCCCCUGAGCAACAGUGGAGAAGUUCGAUUCAUUGCGGCGCGAAGAAUAUCCACCAUGUGCGAUUUCAAGUGGUGGGAUUGCUUGUCACCAGACUUUCACUUUCGGCCAAUUCGGUUUGAAGACGGCGUGAUUCUUGCCGCUCAUGAACUGCAUCAUCAUACAGCCUAA